AUGAGCGAUGGGCGAUCUUUCUGGUUCUCUGGUCUCCUGCGCCAUGACAACCAUGAGAGGAGUGAGUUGAGAGGUGGUGACCACUCCGACAGCAGCGACAACAGUGACCGAGCGGCGGAAGUCUUUUACGAUCAUCGAUCCGGUCUGCUGCAACAUGACCCAACAGACCCCUCCACUGCUCGAAGCGGCGACGGUCUUGCCCACCAGUCUCUCCGGCUCAUCCCGGGGGAUCAGCAACAGCAACAGCAGCAGCAUCAGCGGCGGCCACCAACCAAGCAAGUGCCCUCUGCGUCUCUGACUUCCUCCCUAGAUGACGCGCGCAAAGGCAGCGUCGACAGCUUCCCUGCCAGCACCUUUGCCUCAGCGACACCGGGUGCAACGUCGUCCGCGUUGGUUGGCACGGUGGAUGAGACGGUGGUCACGAUGGACCACGCUGUCCGUGUCCCGUCUGCCCUGCGUGGUGCUGGUCGCCGAACCAUGUUCGACGUUCUCAUCGACGUCGCCGCACGACAGCGAAGACAGGAGCAGCGGCAGGCGCGACCGCAGGAGUGGGCAGAGGGCAAGAACCUCGCUAGCAAACCUAGCGCCACCACCAGAGAUGCGCAGGUGCUGGCGACGCACCCGUCCGGUACCGCAGCGUCGUCGCUGGCCGUCGCCUCCUCUGCGCGGGAAGUGACGUAUCAGAUGCUCUUUCCUCGAACCGCAACUGCUGCGGCUGCAGCGCGCAUGUCUUCAUCGGGCCCGACUACUUCUUCCCCCGCGGUGGAGCCGCCUUCGCCGAGCGGAAGCGAGCACAUACACAGGUACACCUCGCCAGUCUCUCACCGUUCGCCUCCACCGUCCUCUCCGCCGCCGCCUGAGCGGGCGAAGCCGGACCGCCGCCUGCGCCAUCUUCUGCCAGCACACUUGCGCGGCUGCCCCGCUGCGUUGCAGAGCGCCGAUGAGAACUCACAGAGGCACCAGCUGCAGACAGCGCGGCAGCACGAGGCCAAGUGCCCGCCGGCUCGGCAUGCAGACCAUCGCGCCGGGGUUUCGGCUCUGGAUACGUCGGAUAUCUCCAGCAUCAGCAGCUGCAGCGACGACGAUACUACAAAGCCUGACACGCGACAUCCGCCGCCCCACCUAGGAACGAGGCGGAACGCGGCCGAAUCCUGGGCUGCCGCGUCUACGUCGCAUCCGCAGGUGCCACCAGCGGUCGCACGGCCGACAGUGCUUUCCAGGCUCAUCGACGGUGAUGACGAGGAACUCGUGCGCCUCGGCCACCACCGCGAGGCACGCGGCCGAGGAGAACCAGAGCGACCGCAAGGGGUGGCCAAAGAACCAAAGACGAAGUGGGCGCUGCUGGAGCACGUGCUCAUGGGAACGGUCGGGGCGGCGGCGUCAUCAUCGCACGCAGGCAGGCCGAAAUGUGCCGGUGACCGCCACCGCCGCAGGCGCAGCCGACACCAUCGUGUAGGUCGUAUCACUACCAGUGGCAGCUCAGAGAGGAGCGCAACGCACAGCAGGACCACCGAAGCCUCUGCAUCAGACCCGGACAGCACGAGCAGCCGCGGGGAAGACGCCGGGCACGACGGUGGCGGUGUUGUCGACCUCCGCAGGGACCUCGACGACGAAGUGCCGCAGUGGGUGAGGCAGCACGAAGCCGCCCGCGAACGCCUUGCCCAGUUGCAGCAGCAGCAGCAGCAGUUCUCCUGGGCGUCACCGACAUUCAGCAAUGCACACAUGUUCGCCACCGCGCGAGCGGCGGCAGCGGACAAGGCCCGGGCGCUGGUGGCGACGACUGCGGUAGCAUCGCGGUCGUUCCUCGGAAAGCCGCGGAUUUUCUGUCCUUCGUCGAUGGCGCCGCGCACGGCGAGCGCGGCAUCAUACGCGGCUAGCGGACUCGUGGGUAGUGGGGAUGCUUGGUCGACUGUGAGUGACGCGGGCCGAGGCCGGCACGACACCCGGAGCGCGCUCACUGCAGCAGCGAUUGCCGCCGGUGUGCCGCGAUCCCUGCUCGCGGUUUGGAAGGAGGGAAAACGCCUGCUGAAGCAGCGCUCCUCCAACGCGACAGCUGUGGCAGUGGUCGAGUACUUGUGGCAGUGCUUUCAGGCGUGGAAGCCGUGUGGGUUGCGGCUGCUGCAUCAGCGGCGCAGCGGCUUCUGCGCCAGUGAUGCUGUGGGAGCUGCUGGCGGGCCCAUCGAAGACAUAUCAGGCACCAGCAGCGAUGACAACGGAGGCCACGCAUCUGCCGUGGAGAGCAAAGCGGCACGGAAACCACGCAGCGUCGGCAAGCAGGCAUCGCCGCAGAGACGUUCACGCGGCACCACCGGUGGAGGUACCGACGCAACACGGGGGGCAAGCGCACAAAACAAAGACGAGGGGUGCGCAGGCGAUGCUGCCGCAGCCGUCGCCGCCGCCGAGGCGGAUGGCGGCAGUGAUGAGGGUAUCGAGCUGCAGAUGAAGGUGCACUACAUGGAGUCCGCCUUCAACGUCGUGGCCGUGCAUGGUGAGCUCACCUAUGCGAGCGAACGCGCCUGUGCGCGCCUGGGGCUUGCUUACCCUCUUCCUCCCUCCCCUCCCUGCUGGUCACCACGCGUCAGCGGUCGUGCGGAGGACGCUGAGACGACGCCAGCAGGGCAACAGCGACGGUGGACGUUCCUCGUUCCCGAGCCGGCGCUCACGCAGGUGCCGGUACUGCUGCAGGAGCACCUCUACCUUGCCCCACCCUACACCGUCCUUCGCGAGAUGCAGACUGUCCUCUCCAGCUAUAACUUCACAACAGAUGCGCUGCUGCGGCAGCACGCGGCGGAGGAAGAAGCCGCCCAAGAAGAACGGCAACGACGGCGCGCGCUCGACGCGUCCAACGCAGCCGGUGUGGCGGCGCAGAAGGCGAACGCAUCGUCGACCACGGCUGCAGUGGCCGAUGCGGUUUUGGAGGGGCGCAUGCUAGACCGUGGCGACGGAGAGUCUGGUGGUCGUCAACGCGGGGUUAGCCCGACCCGCAGCGGAUCGCUGCGCAACGGCGCUGCCGCGAGUGCCCCCACCCGCUGGUGGGCAGCACUGGAGGGGAACGACGAGACCUCUGCCGUCCGCGAAGCCGCCUCGAUCCACGCACGGGCGCCAGCGGACCAUGCAGACGCUCCCGUGACGAAUCGCUCCCCAACAUCCUUGCACCGAGAGUUCGGUGGUGAGCCGGUGAACCUCGAUCCGACACGCCUGGGUCGCGCGACGCCGCUGAAGCACCUCCAACGCCGACAGUGGCCCGUAGGGGACGAGGAGGACACCCACCUGCGAAUCCAGUCAGCUGACAGCGUAGAAGGUCACACCCCAACCGCCGUGAGGCAGUGCGGCAGCGGUUGUGUGGGAGCGUCCCCAGAGCCGCACCAACCACCCGUCUCUCGCUUCCCACCACCACCACUACCACCACCACUGCGGCUGUGCGAUGCCGGGAAUGGGUGUGACGCCGUCAACGCUGAGGCACAGUGGCCACAAGGUGUCCCGCCCGAACAGCCAACCGUGUCCCCGUCUUAUGUGCGCGCGAGUACCGCCAGUGUCAACUCAAUUUCCAUCGACGGGUUCUACGACCCGCUCGCGAUGCCCGCGCUGCCGACAACGGGCGCCAAGAGGGGGAUAGCGGCAGCGUGUGGCACCAACGAAAGGCGGGGCGACUGCGGCGGCAGCGGCACGAACGGCUUGGCCACCGCCACCGCAGACGUGACGAUGGCGCUUACCAGAGAAUCCGGGCACGGCGCUGACCGUGAGAUUGUGCCAGAGGACGCGUUGGAGCGCGGACUCGCUGCGGGGCCUCGGGAACUGCCGAUCCCGCCUCAGAUGACCGCGCGUCCGAACAACAGCCUCCGCUCACCCGGAGCAGUCGAGCUAGCAGCCAAUUUGUUUGGUGGUGUUGUCGGGGAGGAUGCUGGGGCCCGUGGUGGCAACGCACUCGCCAAUGAAAUGUCUACCGUGACAGCAGCAGAAGCCGUCUCGGCGAACCCGCUGAUGGAUCACCGAGUCGGGGGUGGCUUCCCGCGCGGCCCGACAGAUGACUGGGGCAUCCCUGUCGAGGUCCUCUUUGCGCUGAGCGGCGGCGGCGGUCCAUGGCGGGAACGAUCUGAACAGCCUGUGCGACAUACGCGGCGGCACGGCGAUGCCGAAAUCGGCAGUGCAAGAGAGGAAGAUGACGAUGACGGAGCACCUGUGGCGCAGCAAGGCCUCGCAGAUGCCCGUAGCUGGGCCAUCACCUCUGGACGGUUUGCGCAAGAGCCAGUGCACACGCACAAGCGCCACCGACACGAAACCCGAACGAGCGACAGCGCCUUCGAGAUUACCGCACGUGGCGAGGCGUCCAGUGCGUUGGACACUGCCGCUGCAUCGCAGCUCGCCUCGCAGAGGAUCCCGCCGAGCGCAACCCUUUCGCUUCCGACCUCGCGUUUGCGAUCCGCGUCCGCUGCCUCCUCGCUCGUCUCAUCGGCAGCGCCGUCAUCGAGUAGUCCCUCCUCUCUUUCAGAGCCGGAGGACGGGGACGACGACGGUGUGAAAAGCAGCGGCACUGCCCAUGCAGCCCGGAAACCGUGCUGGAAGGUGAACGCGAAGGGAGCAGUACGCUGGCCGCGUCAUGGUACUCGUCGCAGUGGACGCGACGGAGUCUUCGUCACACGUCAGCAGCAGCAGCAGCAGCAAGAGCGAUGGAUCCGCGAGUUGUGGGGGCGCGGGAAGCAGAACGACGAACCCUCCGUCUUGCCUGCUGCACCGUCCACUGUCUCUGCACCGGCUCAUGCGCCGGCCGGCUCCUCUCCAUACAGCCUGCGUCAGCAGCAGGCAUCGCAGUCGCAGAGGCAAUCUAUGAUGGGCACAUCAAAGCCUCUCUCCUCGGCUGUUGAUGCAUCGAUAUCGGCGCUGCGUGCCGAGAGCGCUUCCGCCAGAGCAGCACCAAUAACGAGUGAAACGGGCGGCAACGCCGCGAUGAACUCUGCGCCACCAUCUCCGCCGCUCCCAGACGAGGAUAGCGCCGCCAUGGCAUCGAACGCUGACCCUCUGCCGAGCCUCCGGUCUCUCGAAGCGAUCGUCCGUGGUGUUCCAGCCGUGUCAGUGCUGCACCACGCCGAGGAUGCAGACGCGAGUACCGCCACAGCAGGCUUCUUCGCUCUGGAAGACGUUUACUUGAGCGACGCUGAUUGA
Leishmania major strain Friedlin is the source of this 5160-nucleotide messenger RNA. RefSeq lists its product as hypothetical. Lineage: Eukaryota; Euglenozoa; Kinetoplastea; Trypanosomatida; Trypanosomatidae. The transcript has a single exon. Bases 1 to 5160 code for a protein of 1719 amino acids. The record is from RefSeq and is a predicted model, not a curated record.